Messenger RNA from Pararge aegeria (speckled wood butterfly), 1834 nucleotides. It is a transcript of the gene Nipsnap, whose product is annotated as protein NipSnap. The record is from RefSeq and is a predicted model, not a curated record. NCBI's taxonomy places the organism in Eukaryota, Metazoa, Arthropoda, Insecta, Lepidoptera, Nymphalidae. The transcript is spliced from 6 exons. The coding region runs from base 152 to 976 and encodes 274 amino acids. Gene Ontology annotation, cellular component: mitochondrion.
CUACUAACAAAUCUUGAAGCCGAACGAAUCCGAGUUCUAUUUUCGAGAUAACCUUCACAAGAGUUAAAUGAAUUGAUAACAAGCGAAGAGUAUCAGUGUCCUAUUAAUUUGUGUUAAAACUACAUAGUGUUAUUGUUUCAUAACAUUGAAGAUGAAUUCCUGGAAUAGGAUUUUAGUUUUAAGCUCUGCAAUACCUAAGAGUUCCAGGCUAAUUUCAACAACAAACGCACGGUCAAUCUCUGACGAUGGAUGGCUUUCGAAGUUGCUUGUGCGAAAGAUAGAGCCGACCAAAGAAUCCCACAGCCGUAUGCUCAGCGACAAGGAAAUCGUAUACGCGUUGCACACUCAUAACAUACGACCAGACUCUGUGGAUAAAUACUUACUAAACUACAAGACAUCAGCAGCAUUUGUAGAGUCUCGCAAGUCAGAACUUGGAUGUGAAUUAGUUGGAUCAUGGACAGUGUCAGUAGGAGAUAUGGAUCAGGCGUUGCAUUUGUGGCGUUACGUCGGCGGCUUUGAGAAGAUCGACAAGGCAAAAAUUCUCUUCAGAGAAAAUCCUGAUUAUAGAGCUCUUGAAAAGGAGAGAGGCAACUUUGUAAGAUCGCGCCAUCUUCAAUACUUGUUAGCAUUUAGCUUCUGGCCUUCGGGCGAGCCGCGUCAGGACAAAAACAUUUACGAGAUUAGAUCUUACAGUUUAAAACCAGGCACAAUGAUCGAGUGGGGCAACAACUGGGCGCGUGGCCUAACUUAUAGACGAGCGCAGAACGAAGCUUUCGCCGGAUACUUCUCUCAAAUCGGCAGACUGUACAAUGUCCAUCACAUUUGGUGCUAUAAAGAUCUGCAAGCACGUCGUGAAACUCGCGAGAGCACGUGGCGUAACCCGGGCUGGGACGAGUGCGUCGCCUACACCGUGCCGCUCAUCCGGGAAAUGCACUGCCGCAUCCUUGAGCCCACAGAGUUCUCGCCCACACAAUAAACAACACCACGCGAUGCGUAUCCUGGUAUAGGGAAUGCUAAAGCCGUAUAUAAUAUAGGUGAUCAUUUUGGGGGCUACUAUUGGUUAACCGAUUGUAAUAAAACUAAAGAAUUUUCUAUUGUUAACCACCACUCUUGAACAAAAGGUUGCUUUAUCGGUUGUUAUCCUUAACAUGUGAUAAUAAUCGUUAAUGCCCGCCUACCCGCACUGAAGUAGCGUGGUGGAGCAAAGCUUUAAAACAAUCUUUGAUAUGAGGCCCGUACCCUAGCAAUAUUGGCAUCGACCUUAUUGUAGCAUACACAAAAAUCGUAUUUCGAAUAUCUAGUUAGAAUACAUACUUUCUAGCGGUGGCUAAAUUGCUCGGCAUUUAAUUGAUAUGUGUGAGAAAAAAAAAAUAACUUUCGAUUUACGACAAAAAACCGCUCCCUAAAUUUUGCCCUCUGUACUCUUCGGUUGUCAUGAAGUUACAUCAAUUCUCGCCUUUAUUCGCAUAAAGACAGUUUAUAAUAAUCUUUUGGUGUUUCAAGAAUUGUGUAGUCAGUUGUGUCUUGGAAUUGGCUCUAAAAGCGAUAUUUUUCAGAAAAUUGUACUACUUACUUUAAUUUUUCAAAAUAAGAUAUUAAACCUAAAAGAGUACAUAUACCAUAAUACCCUAUGAAAUACAAUAAAAGCAUUAGCUAGAAUACGUAUCGCAGAAAUUGAAAUAUCCCUACACUUGGGGAACCAAUUAAUAAUGUAAAUAGAAUUAAUGUAAAUCACACAAAUGUUUUUAUAGCUAUCUAAGCGUAACUGCAGCAUUUUUUACUGGCUAAAGAUGAAAUCUUGUAUUUAAAAUAAAAUGUUAUAUUAUACAAAUUA